AAUAAAAAAAUACUAGAACGUAGUAUACUCUCUUGUCAAAAUGACCCCUCUCAUAAAAACCUUCUUGUUUUCUCUCGUCACUCUCUCCUUCACCUAUACACAAGCAGCAACAUUCGACAUCACAAACAGAUGCGGCUACACCGUAUGGGCCGCUGCCGUACCGGGCGGUGGUAAACAAUUGACCACGGGUCAAACAUGGACCAUCAACGUCCCUGCAGGUACCAAAGCUGCUCGUAUUUGGGCCCGAACUGGAUGCAGUUUCGAUGGUUCAGGUCGCGGUCGAUGCCAAACUGGUGACUGUGGCGGACUACUUAAUUGUCAAGCUUAUGGUACACCUCCAAACACACUGGCGGAAUAUGCUUUAAACCAAUACAUGAAUUUGGACUUUUUUGACAUUUCUCUCGUGGAUGGAUUCAACGUUCCAAUGGAUUUUAGUCCAACGUCUAAUGGUUGUACACGUGGCAUACAAUGUAAGGCUGAUGUUAAUGGACAAUGUCCUAGUCAGCUUAAAACACAAGGGGGUUGUAACAAUCCAUGUACGGUUUUUAAAACCGAUAAUUACUGUUGUAAUUCUGGUAAUUGUGGGCCCACCGAUUAUUCAAAAUAUUUUAAGGGUAAGUGUCCUGAUGCUUAUAGUUACCCAAAGGAUGAUGCCACAAGUACAUUCACUUGCAAUGGUGGAACCAAUUACAAGGUUGUCUUUUGCCCAUGAAGUGAUGAACAUGAACCAUGAAUGCGUACACUAAAUAUAGAGAAUAAAUUGAAAAAGGGAAAGGUGCAUGAUGUGUGUGCACUUUAAUUGUGAGCUUAUCUAUAUAUGAUGAACAAAUCUAAAUGAUGUAUGUUUGAGAUCAUUAUAAAUAAAUUUUCAUGAAAUUAAGAAAAAAA
Molecule: messenger RNA, 888 nt
Organism: Trifolium pratense (red clover)
Lineage: Eukaryota; Viridiplantae; Streptophyta; Magnoliopsida; Fabales; Fabaceae
Product: protein P21-like
Exons: 2
Coding region: 41-712 (223 amino acids)
Biological process (GO): defense response
Cellular component (GO): extracellular region
Source: RefSeq, a predicted model, not a curated record